AUGAAAAUUCUCACCAAAGAACAGGAAGAAGCUCACUAUAACUCCGUCCUAAAAGGCGGCACAGUCGGCGGCCUACUCGGCCUUGCCGGCGGCGUCGCAGGUGUCCUACUUGCCUCACGUCGCUACCACACAAUCCGCAACCUCACAAUCCCAAUGAAAGCCUUCCUGGUGACCUCCUCCGGUACUUUCACGGGUAUUAUCGCCGCCGACCACGCCUCGCGCGUGUACGAGAACGAGCAAAACGCCGCAUACCAAUGGUACGAGAAUCGCGAAGAGCGUCUCCGCGCCGAGGAGAUCCGCGGCCUGAGCUUCGUCGAUCGCGCUACUGCCUUCGCCCGUCGUGAGAAAUACAAGAUCAUCACCGCCACCUGGGUUGCCUCCAUGGUUGGCUCGUUUGCGCUUGUCAGUCGCAUCCCCGGUCUCAGUGGACAACAGAAGCUCGUCCAGGCCCGUGUCUAUGCACAGGGUCUGACACUCGGUGUUCUCUGUGCUUCGGCUGCCUUCGAAAUCUCGGAUCAGCGUCGUGGUCGCGGCUUGCUGGACUCCAAGAAGAAGGCGGAAGCGGCUAAGGCUAAGGCUGAGGAUGUUGAGGAGGUGCCUAUUCGCCAGAGUGGUCAGCCUAAUGAAGGUGAUCUCUGGAAGGAUAUGGUUGCUGCUGAGGAGGAGCGCUUGAGCUCUAAGCACCAGUCUCUCUAUGAAUCUCACCAGAAGCAGGAGGCAAAGUCCGAGGAGAGUGAUGAGGAGAAGGACUCCAAGACAGAGAAGAAGGACACUGAGUCCAAGAACAAGAAGAAGAGCUCCUAG
This is a messenger RNA of Penicillium robsamsonii, 804 nucleotides long. RefSeq names its product HIG1 domain-containing protein. The coding region runs from base 1 to 804 and encodes 267 amino acids. The transcript is spliced from 2 exons. Gene Ontology annotation, biological process: mitochondrial respiratory chain complex IV assembly. NCBI's taxonomy places the organism in Eukaryota, Fungi, Ascomycota, Eurotiomycetes, Eurotiales, Aspergillaceae. The record is from RefSeq and is a predicted model, not a curated record. Gene Ontology annotation, cellular component: mitochondrial inner membrane.